GCCAUCUGUCAGUGUCCAUCAGUGCCAGCUGCCAGUGCUGAACAGUGCCACGUGCCAGUGCCCAUCAGUGCCACAUAUCAGUGCCUACCAGUGCACAUCAAUGCCACAUAUCAGUGCCCAUCUGAGCUGCCUUUCAGUGUCACCCAUCAAUGCCAAUCAGUGCCGCCUAUCAGUGCUGCCAGUCAGUGCCGCCUAACAGUGCCAUGCCACCUACCAGUGCCUCCUCAUCAGUGCCCAUCAGUGCCACCUAUCAGUGCCCAUUACUGCAGCCUCAUUAGCGCACAUCAGUGAAGAAGAAAAAUCACUUAUUUACAAAAUUUUAUAA
Staurois parvus is the source of this 325-nucleotide messenger RNA. NCBI's taxonomy places the organism in Eukaryota, Metazoa, Chordata, Amphibia, Anura, Ranidae. The record is from the annotation of a GenBank genome assembly.